GCUGAGAAAGAAAAGAGGAAGAAGAAGAAAAAAACCGGGAGGAAUUUAAACUGGUGGUAAAGGAAAGGAAUGGCUGAUCCUCUGCGGAGGACUUUACUAGCGAAACUCCGGGGGAAGAAAUCCAAGAAAGGAGCAGCGACGGUCGGCGGCGGCGGCGGCGGCGGACACUGCUGCUCCACCGCGGCGGCGGCGGCCAACGGGGGCCGAGAAGGUAAAGAAAAAGUUUCGCAAACGCAGCUGCGCGACCCCGCCGAGGCUCUCCCGGUAGUCGUGCUCGCGGGGCUGGAUUGCACGGCGGAGAGAAUGAGUACGUACGAGAAUUGUGUUGACGGGGCGGCGGCGGUGCGAACCGAGGCGGUGGUUGUAGCCCCGGAGAGGCGCUCUUCUUCUUCGGCGGCGGAGUUGUCCGGCGCGCGUCCCCAGGAGCGGAGCGGUGGCGGCGGCGGCGGCGGGGGGAGCAGGGUUCGGGUUAACGAGGAGCUCCCGGGGGUCUCACUUCAAAGAGAUGUGCGCGGCGGGGGGCACGGGUGUGGGGAUGCCGACAGGAGCCACCGGGGGCCCGGAUCCGCCGCGUUGUGUGCGGGGUUGCCGCUUGGAGGACCGCAUGUCCAGAGGAAACGCUACGUCUCGGUGCCGCGGCAGUGCAGCGUCGGGGACUCCAUCGGGUUCGGGGACAACUCGAACCACGUUUUGCACCACCGGGCACAGGUGGAGGCGCACGGGCUCGGUAAACCACCAGAGGGCCGAGCCUCCGCUGCUGUUGUUGUUACCGCGGACGGCGAUGGCACGGAGCCCCGGGACGGAGCACCCUGCCGCCGGCACAUGGCCGCAGCGGUGGCCGUGAACGAGCACAACGCCAACCGGAGCGUUGACAGCCUCCUCCAAACUUCGGAGACGAGCGCGCGCGUCCGCGCCGAGCCUCCGGAAAACAUCGUCAUCAGAACCAUCGAGAGCUACGGGCCCGAGUACGCAGGCGACUUCAGGGGCACUGCGGGGGGUCCGCAGAGCCCGACCUUCUUCCCCACGCAGUUAGACAUCUACGACAUUAACGUGGCGUCCCUGUGCGCCACGGCGGAGUCACUCCGGUACACUCUGGGUAGCGAGGAUGAGGAUUAUUAUGACAACGAAAUAUUGCCUUUUUAUGAAUCGAUCAGAGCCAAAGGGGAUGGGGAGCGAGAGAUGGCAGAGCUGCCGCAGCCGGGUCAGGGUAGAGAACAUCUGGAUGGUCGUAACGGUGCACAGGAAACCGACCGGCUCCGGAUCCAGCUGAAGGAAGCCUACUUCCUUCUCAUCAACGCCAUGAAUGACAUCAACCUGGAUGUCCACCAGAUGAGCGGCGGUCUGAUCGAGCAGCGGGCCGCUUCCUCCUGCAGUAGCCGCUCCAGGGACAGCCUGUGCUCCGGGUUGUCCGCCAAAAACAUGGACAGCGACUCCUGGUCCUCGGGGGGCGACCGCAGCCCCCAGCAGGUGUCCGACGCCGACUCGCUGCUCUGCCUCGGCGGCGGCGGCGGCGGGAACCUCGAGUCGGGCCUCGGCGGCGGCGGGCUGAACAGUAGGAGCUUGGUGAACCUGUGUCCGAUCGGGAGAAGGCCCGUUUUGCGGCGCUCCGCGAGCGAAGGAGCCGUCGGGUGGUCAGGCGGACCCUCGCUGUGCAUUCAGAACCCCGGAGGUCCGGAGAAAGGGGCCGCGGAGACGAAGGGAGCGGCCCGGGUUCGGUCGGAGCCGUCGGGGCCCGGCGCCAACGGCAGCGACGAGAUUCUGCCGCGAGACGGCGGCGGCGCGGGCGAAGGCGGCGGCGGGCGGCUCGACGAGAGCGGCGGCUCCGUCGACAGCCUCGCGGGUUCUUCGGAUGGCGACGGCAAGCGGGAGGCGGCCGGCGCCCGGGACCGCUCCUCCUCCGUCAACAAGGGUCACGGGGUCACCGUCAACAAGAUGCAAGAGUGGAUGCACAAGGGCCGCUUGUUGUCCUCGGAGAUGAAGCAGCGCAUCGAGGGCUCGGCUCCGCCCCCCCGCGGCGGAGGCCAGAACCAGGACCCCCCCGCUGGGUCCAAACCGGGGGUCCAGACCUCCGGCCGAGGGGUUAAAUGUGUCAAGGUCAAGUCACCGCAGCAGCAGCAGCAGCAGCAGCAGCAGCAGCAGCCAGCUUUCGUCGAGAACGUCCAAACCCCCUGCGCCAACGGCCGAGAGGCGGGCAGGGCCGGCGAGUCUUCGUCAUCGCCUUCGUCGUCGUGGCGCCCACCGCUCACCACCAUCACCGUCUCCAAGAAGCGCAACUGGCUGCAGCAGAGCUCCCUCGGGAGGAAUCCCUGCGCCAAGGACGAGCUGCAGGGAACGCCGGGAGGAGCUGAGGAGGAGGGCUCCCAUCAGCCGCCGCCUCCUCCCAGCCCCUCUCCGGACCACCUGAGACACUCGGGGGGAGCUCCAUCACGACCAGCCCGCCUGCCCCUGCCUCAGAUCGCCGCGGGUCAGGCCAAGGCGCCUCCUCACCCUCGCAGCGUGGACCCGGCCGAGGAGAACGACGCCGACGACGAAGGAGAGAUCUGGUACAACCCGAUCCCCGAGGACGAGGAACCGGACACGUCUCAGCGAGCCUCCUUUCGACUGCGGGUUCCCCCCGGCGCCGAGUCCCAGAGGAGGCCCGGCAGCAGGGGAGGAGGAGGAGGAGGGGACGCGGGUCACGGCGCCGCCGGGCCGGAGGCAGUCGGCGAAAGCGGUCCGGGAGACGGGAGUCAGGGGAACGCUGCACAUCACACAGAUGCUCCACAUCUGCACAGACAGAUGGUCGCGUGCAAACCCCAGGAGGAGGGGGGCGGGGCUUCCACCAGCAAAGCCACAGAUGUUCCUGACCUGCCCCCUGCUAUCAGCUCGCCACCCUCCAGCCCAAAUCCAGCGAAGAAAAGCAGCUCCAUCAACUGGUCCUUCCCAGACAAGAUCAAGUCCCCGCGCACCGUGAGGAAGAUCUCCAUGAAGAUGAAGAAACUUCCGGAGCUCAGCCGCAAACUCAGCAUCAAGGGCACCCCGAGCAGUAGCGGCAGUAACGGCAACAACGGAAGCGGCCAUUCAGAGCCCAGAGCCCAUUCUCCCCGAAACAACAACAACGUCCCCCGUUCCUCGGGCCCUCCUCGCUUAACCGCAUCGGCGUCUUCGUCCGGGGGCGGGCAGGCCAGCCGCAACGUGAUCUCGCGCUACCACCUGGACAGCAGCGUGUCCACGCAGCACAGCUUCAGCAAGAAGAAGAGCAACGGCGGCUCCAAGGCGGCCAGUAAAGGCGGCUACCUCAGUGACGGGGACUCCCCGGAGCUCGUGGCCAAAUCUGGAAAGCACUGCUCCGCCGAGGUGAAGGGGGGAAGAGGCAAGGAGGUGGAGGGCGGAGGCUCUAAACUCAACGGCACGGAGCUGGACAUCGACGCCUUCCGCCAUUACAGCUUCACGGAGCAGCCCAAGUGCAGCCAGUACAUCUCCGGAUUGAUGAGCUUGCACUUUUACGGCGCCGAGGACCUCAAGCCUCCGCGGGUCGACUCCAGAGACGUCUACUGCGCCAUCCAAGUGGACUCGGUCAACAAAGCGCGCACCGCCCUCCUCACGUGCCGGACGACCUUCCUGGACAUGGACCACACGUUCAACAUCGAGCUGGAGAACGCGCAGCACUUGAAGCUGGUGGUGUUCAGCUGGGAGCCGAUGCCGCGGCGCAACCGCGUCUGCUGCCACGGCACGGUGGUGCUGCCGGCGCUCUUCCGGGUGACGCGUAGCCACCAGCUGGCGGUGAAGCUGGAGCCGCGGGGCCUGAUCUACGUCAAGCUGAGUCUGAUGGACCAGUGGCAGAACUCGCUGGACGGCGGCGGGCCGGGCGGAGACCGGGAGCCGCGGGUGUUUGGCGUGGAGGCGUGGCGGGUGGUGGAGAGGGAGAACGCGGGGAUGUUGAUGGUGCCGCUGCUCAUAAGCAAGUGCAUCAACGAGAUCGAGAAGAGAGGCUGCCAGGUGGUGGGUCUUUACCGACUCUGUGGAUCUGCAGCCGUGAAGAAGGAGCUGCGUGAGGCGUUUGAAAGAGACAGCUGUGCCGUGGAGCUGUGUGAGAACACGUAUCCCGACGUGAACGUCAUCACAGGAGUGCUGAAGGACUACCUGCGCGAGCUGCCUUACCCUCUGAUCACCAAGCAGCUGUACGAGGCGGUGUUGGACUGCAUGGCCACCAGGCCGCUGCGCAUCGCGGCGGCGGGCUGCGAGAACGACCAGGCGGACACAGAGCACACCGUGGGCCUGCUGGACAACCUGCCGGACGUGGAGAGGAUGACCCUGCAGACGCUCCUCGACCACCUGAAGCUGGUGGCGUCGUGCCAGGACGUGAACAAGAUGACGUGCCAGAACCUGGCGGUGUGCUUCGGCCCGGUGCUGCUCAGCCAGCGGCAGGACGCGUCGUGCCACACCAACCGGGUCUUCAUCGACUCGGAGGAGCUGGCCAGCGCACUGCACUUCAAGAAGCACAUCGAGGUCCUGCACUACCUGCUCCAGCUGUGGCCUGUCGUGGACCCUCACGGCCGCUCCUCCUCUCAGCGCCCUGCAGCCUCACCGGACCUCCUCUUAGCUCCUCCCCUACGGCGGAGGAGAGAGCGUCCCCAGGUCCUCAACCUCUCCGAGGCGGAGAUGGCGGGCGUCCUGCGGCCCAAGCCGGGACGCCUGGACAGCCCCAGCAACCGCUACGCCGGCGACUGGAGCACCUGCGGCGAGAGCUACUCCCCGUGUCAAUUUCUGCUGCCUGCCGACAAAGAGGAGGCGGACUACGACGAUGUGGCCUCUGAGGACACGGAGGCGGCGGCCGAGGAGGUGCGGCGGGAGACGGAGGAGGAGGAGGAGGAGGAGGAUAACGGGCAGAGGGUCACAACGCCGGAGGAUGCUCCUGUCGAGCAGGAGCAUCCUCCGGGAGACGAGGACGUGAAGGACGAGGACGAGGAGGAGGAGGAGGAAGUUGAGAGUGAGACAAGCAACGGGCAGACGUUAGAGGACAUGGAGGAGGAAGAGGAGGAGGAGGAGGAGGAGGAGAGGAUGUGCGAGCAUAUCCUGCCUCCUCGUCUGCCCAUAGAACACGCCUACCAGGCCUACAUGAAGAUCCAGGACAUCAGCCCCGUGCUCAGCAACCGGGUCAACCUCCGAGACCUGCAGGAGAGCAUCGACACCCUGAUAGGAAACCUGGAGCGAGAGCUCAACAAGAACAAGCUGAACGUAGGAUACUGACUCACACACACACACACACACACACACACACACACACACACACACACACUCACAGAGCCUGACGGGGAGACCUUCUUUACCGUUCGAGGUGCUUCAGUAUUCAGCGCCUGUGCAAAAAAACACACGACUAAAGGACGAGGUGAGAAGAAAUGCAACGGGGCACUUCUGGCGUAUUUUUUAUUUUUUACCCGCAGACAUUCCUUAAAGUUGUUACUUUCGUGUCGUACGUUUUUUUUUUUUUUUUUACGGUCCGGUUCCGUGUUUUUUUCCUUUUCUUCCCGUGUUGUUGUUGUUGUUGUUAUUGUCGCUUCUCUUCUUAUUAGAAGAACCCAUCGACCCCUCAGGGGUUUAAACGGUGCCUUAAUUGUGUGAAGGUGGUACGUCAGGAGGAAAUUCCACCCUGAAAUACGAUGCAUUCCCCUCGUCGCGUGAUCUCGACACAGUGUUGACAACCUCUGUGACGUUAUGGAGAUAUGAUUUUACAUUGGAAAGUGUGUUAUGUUAUUUAGCAGAGGGGCUCCACUCAUGCAAUCUUUUAAGCGGUGAUGCUGAUGUUAUUCCGGGCAAAAUUCCCGAUGUACUUUAUUUUGAAAUUUACCAUUUUCCUUUACCAAAACAUCCCAGUGCCUUCUAGAGUUUUCGACCAAAAGUAUUUUGUUGGCACGCUUCUGAAGCAGCUUUUGGACACUUACGCAACAGUGGUAGGCCCCCAAAAAAAUAUGUGAUACAUUAGGCGUUGCGAUUUAAGAAUUUGAUCCCAAAAAAUAUUUUUUAUUAAAUGAAUUGAAGAAUGUGCCGAGGAAAUGGCGGUUUUCUUCGGGGCCUCUAUCGUUUUUGGCAGCGGAUGAAAAAAAAAAUCCCUUUGUUUUAUUGAACCCUCUUAUUGACCAGAAGAUAAGUCUCCAAUGCUGAACGGGAAAUCUAGAGCAUGUAAACAGGGUUUAGUAAUACAAAGAUCAUCGGAGGAACCCGUGUACAUUCUGUUUCAGGGUGGAUUUCCUCUCUUUUUUAAGGCAGCAGAGAUCUUUUCUAUCGAGGUAUGAGACACAAAAUGGUGUACAACAAUAAUGCACUUAUAAGGCAGGCAGUAGUGUAGAUCGUCAUGCUAGUUCACGGACCGUGGGAGAAACAGCCGCCACGGAGAAAAAAAACUCCUAUGAAAGAUAAAUAAGACAUAUGAUAUGGCUUGAAAUGUAUUUACGUUCUGUAAAGUGUGACAUGUUUAGACGCACGUGUCCAGGCACACAAUAGAACUCUAUCUCUGAACAAUAGAGAUGCAUUAGAUUUUAAGCGAGGCAACUAAAACAGAUCAAAUGGGUUUCACGUGGCAUCAUAUUUACUUACUCCCAACGCUUUGGUAAAUGAGCUCGUUUCCCUUUCUUGUGCGAGAGUUAGUCGAGAGGAUUGAUGAUGACGUGUUUGUGUAUGUGUGCUAAAUAUUAGGCUAGAACGAGAAAAACAUGAUCUUAGUUUCGCUACGUUUAGCGUCGAGACUGGAGGCAACCCUUUCCUGUUUCCUGUGUUAGCAUUGGGUCUUUCAGAUUAGCUUGGAUUAGCUUAGAUUAGCUCACUUAUCAAUCUUCGAUACCUCUCCGCAGAAAAAUCAAAUCAGCUCCAUUUCUAAACACGUGGAAUUAUUCCUUUAAAUACCACCGACCGGUCGACUUUCCGCUUCUCCCGUCUUUUUUUGCCGAAAUGUGAAGCACAAGUUCAGAAAGCUCUGCGCGGAGGGCUACGGUUAGCACGACUUAGCUAGCUGCCGACAUUUUUUGACAACGGACGUUGUUAGCGAUCCAGGGAUUCAGCACGAUCAGUAUUUAACCUGUACAUGUAUAUAAUUAUGAUAUAAAUGUAUUCGGAGUAUAUUAUUUUUUACAGCUUCUUAUUUCAAUGGCGUAUUUAAAUACUUGCGAUGACCUCGUCGUGUCGAAGUCGUCGCUUUUCCUCCCUUCAAGCUACCUGGACACAUCUGUGCUGGACUAAUGGUACAACUUUAGCAGUAAAAAAUAUGUGAUAAAAUCGUGCUCUUGCAGAGAAAAGUGAUAUUUUUAUUGCAUUGUGUGUAUAUAUUUGAUAUUGCUUUGUGUCUGUGGUGGACUACGCUCUGUUUAUGAUGAUUAUCGCUGGUUUUGUUGUUUUUUUACGGAACUGAACGUUGCAUGGUCAAAAGCUUUAUUGACAUAAACGAGGCUCUUUCUCUCACGCCUUUUGUAUUUGAUAUUUAUGUGUAAAAAGACUUAUUUUGUAAUGUAUGCUCGUUUGUUCGUCGUCCCGUUCCUUCAAUACACAGAUGACCGCACUGGUCAAGCUUUUCUCCAGAGGACUCACACGUGAUGACAGUGAUGUACUUUGUGAAACUUCCAUAGUACACAUCAUAUAUUCAGCAUUAUCUGAGAAUACGGCCUUUUCAUUUCCACUGUGAAAUAAUCGCAACUCAAAUUGUUAUCUGCAGUCUUGUUUUCAGUUUUUCUUUUCUUAAAGAAAUACACUCGUUUUUUUCCUUCGCAGUGGCAAUAUCCUUUGCAAUAUUUUAGCAACUGCAUAAUGUUUUUUUUUUGGGUGUGUUACAUCUUGGAUUGUACAUUUUCUGUCUUGUCCUCUUUGUCCUUUGGAGAGAAAAUGUCACAUGGAAGGCAUCAAUAAACAAAACAAAAAAAGUUUUGUAUUGAUCCUGAGAAAUGUAUGAUCAUAAUAAAGUAUAUUAUUUUACAUUUA
Pseudoliparis swirei is the source of this 7944-nucleotide messenger RNA. RefSeq names its product synapse defective 1, Rho GTPase, homolog 2 (C. elegans) (gene syde2). Gene Ontology annotation, biological process: signal transduction. Bases 70 to 5229 code for a protein of 1719 amino acids. The transcript is spliced from 8 exons. Lineage: Eukaryota; Metazoa; Chordata; Actinopteri; Perciformes; Liparidae. The record is from RefSeq and is a predicted model, not a curated record.